Molecule: messenger RNA, 1193 nt
Organism: Eruca vesicaria subsp. sativa (arugula)
Lineage: Eukaryota; Viridiplantae; Streptophyta; Magnoliopsida; Brassicales; Brassicaceae
Source: the annotation of a GenBank genome assembly
AUCUCUUGUCUCUCUCUCAAAUAAGAGAAGACUGAAGAAACCCUAAAGGCUAAAAUACCCACGCUCUCUUCUUUUGUCUUCAUCAACUCUGUCCUCAAGCCUCUUCUCUUGGACGGUUCUUUGAAAGUCUCUACCUUUCGAUAUCUUUAGAUUCUUGACUGACAAUGCGUGGUGGGUCAGAGUUGGAGCUAGGGAAGAGUAAUCUUCCGGCUGCUGAGAGUGAGCUGGAGCUCGGAUUAGGUCUCAGCCUCGGCAAUGGCGCGUGGAGAGAACGGGGAAGGAUUCUAACGGCUAAGGAUUUUCCUUCUGUUGGGUCUAAACGAGCUGCUGACUCUUCCUCUCACCAUGGAGCUUCUCCUCCUCGUUCAAGUCAGGUAGUGGGAUGGCCACCAGUUGGGUCACACAGGAUGAACAGUUUGGUUAACAAACAAGCUAUGAAAGCUGAAAAAAGAGAAGGAAAAGAAGAGGGGAAGAAGAAAGUUAUGAAGGAAGAAGAUGAGCCUAAAGAUGUCCCAAUGAAGGUAGUUCAGGGUUCAGGGUUUGUGAAAGUGAACAAGGAUGGAGUUGGUAUAGGCAGAAAAGUAGACAUGAGAGCUCAUUCAUCUUAUGAAAACUUGGCUCAGACGCUUGAGGAAAUGUUCUUCGGAAUGACAGGAAAGGUGAAACCUUUAAGACUUUUAGACGGAUCAUCAGAGUUUGUACUCACUUACGAAGAUAAAGAAGGUGAUUGGAUGCUUGUGGGUGAUGUUCCAUGGAGAAUGUUUAUAACUUCGGUGAAAAGGCUGCGUAUCAUGGGAACCUCGGAAGCUAAUGGACUUGCUACAAGACAUCAAGAACAGAAGUAGUGACUCUUCCAAAGCAAGCAUUGACAUAGUUUUUUUUUGGUUUGGCAAGUUGCUCAAUAAGUAUACAUAAAAGUUGAAGCUUAGAUUUUGAUAUAUUAAUCAUAGGUUCCCGGAUAUGGCUUUUCAGGUGAUUCAACUCUUGGUCUUUUUCUUUCAGUUGUGUCUCAGAGAGAAUGGUCUUGAUAUGUAUUAUCUUCUCUCACUUUGUAAAUAGUUGAAGCUAUCUUAUGUGAUGGGAGUUCCGUUUCUUGUGAUGACUGUUCUUGAUUCCUGAGGAAUGAAACUCACUUUCCUUAAAUAUGGUUCCAUGUUUUUACUGUCUUUUGGUGUUUCAAUCGAUUGAAGACA